AUGCAGCAGCAGCUGGUGAAGCAGCAGCAGCUGGUGAAGCAGCAGCAGCUGGUGAACCAGCAGCACCAGCAGCCUCCCCCGAGUGCUGCAGCAGCAGCUGAUAAAGCAGCAGCAGCUGGUGAAGCAGCAGCAGCUGAAGCAGCUGCACCAGCAGCCUCCUCCUCCGCAGCAGCUGCUGCUUUCGCAGCACCUCCUGGUUAUUAUCAGCAACAGCUAGCAGCAGCAGCAGCAGCAGCAGCAGCAGCAGCACCAGACGCAGCAGCACUUUAG
This is a messenger RNA of Eimeria necatrix, 270 nucleotides long. RefSeq lists its product as hypothetical. The transcript has a single exon. The coding region runs from base 1 to 270 and encodes 89 amino acids. NCBI's taxonomy places the organism in Eukaryota, Apicomplexa, Conoidasida, Eucoccidiorida, Eimeriidae. The record is from RefSeq and is a predicted model, not a curated record.